This is a messenger RNA of Trifolium pratense (red clover), 2864 nucleotides long. RefSeq names its product KH domain-containing protein At4g18375-like. Lineage: Eukaryota; Viridiplantae; Streptophyta; Magnoliopsida; Fabales; Fabaceae. Gene Ontology annotation, molecular function: mRNA binding. The record is from RefSeq and is a predicted model, not a curated record. Gene Ontology annotation, biological process: regulation of gene expression. The transcript has 8 exons. Bases 587 to 2488 code for a protein of 633 amino acids. Gene Ontology annotation, cellular component: nucleus; cytoplasm.
GAGUAAUAGUGUCGGUGGUUGGUUGCGAGUAGGUUGUUACACAAAGAGAAAAAGUAAUUAAACUAUAGUUUUUUUUUCUCCUUAACACCAUACAAUUAAACUUUUCUCUUUGUGUAACAACCUGAUCGCAACCAAUAUUAUUACUCGCAAUCUUCUCGUCCCUAAAAACAAUUUAACGAAUUUCCAUAAAAGUUGAAGCAGAUAUAAAUAAACACCAAUUCCUAAACUCCCACAAAAACUUAUCAAAGAGUUUAAUUAUUUUUGGGCCUAACCCUAAUCCCAUAUCUUAAUACAAAAAGCACCUUAGGGAAAAAAUAAAAAGAGUUUUAUAUUUAUUUAAAAUAAUUGAAAAGAUUCUGUCAAAUUUUUUUGUUUGAAAAAAAUAAAUAAAAUGUCUUAAAACCAACGACGGAAAACCUUUUCAUUUCACCAAGAAAACAAUAGUCGGAAAAUCUGAUUAGGGUUCCGUUCCCUGAAUUCUACGGCGGUCACUUUCACUCUCUCUCCGAUUAGGGUUUUAAGUGACCUAUUGUUCUCUUUUAGAAAUUACAAUCUGGAUUUGUGUGAUAGUUUGUAAUUUUGUAAAAUGGUUGAGAUUGGAAAACGAUAUCAUUCGCAGAGAGACCACGAUGGGGACAGACAGAAUCAAAAGAGACGUAUGGGUGAGAAAAAUGAUAAGGGCAAUGAUGAAUUGAUUGUUUAUAGGAUACUAUGCCCUGUUGAAGUUAUUGGGAGCGUUAUCGGUAAGAAUGGGAAAGUGAUAAAUUCGAUAAGGCAAGAGACCAGGGCAAAAGUCAAGGUUGUGGAUCCAUUUCCUGGUGCCAAGGAUCGAGUUAUAACAAUCUACUGCUAUAUUAAGGAGAAGGAAGAUAUUGAUAUUGAUGAUGAGUUUGAUGAUAGGAAACCUUUAUGUGCUGCCCAAGAUGCUCUUCUCAAGGUUCAUGUAGCUAUAUUGAAUUCCAUUGCAGCUCUUCGAGAUUUUGAUAAGAAUAAGCAACGAAAGGAGAAAGAUGAAUGCCAAAUUCUUGUUCCAUCAAGUCAGUCUGCAAAUAUCAUUGGUAAGGCUGGGGCUACCAUAAAAAAGCUGAGAAGUAAGACUAGAGCAAAUGUCAAGGUUAUUGCCAAGGAUGCCACUGACCCAACACACUCAUGUGCUAUGGAGUUUGAUAAUUUUGUCUCGAUCACUGGUGAAUCAGAAGCAGUUAAAAGAGCACUAUUUGCAGUUUCUUCUAUUAUGUACAAGUUUGGUCCCAAGGAGGACAUCUCUCUUGACACAAAUGUACCAGAAGCCCCACCCAGCAUUAUCAUUCCCUCCGAAGUUCCAAAUUUUCCGCCUGGUGGACUGUAUCAGCCUUCAGAUCCUAUAAUAUCAUCUUCACAUGUUCCUCAAUUUUUAGGUGCAACAAAUGCUCAAGAUCUGCAAGGUUAUGCUGAUGCAGGAAAUACAUGGCCUCUAUACUCAUCCGCCUUUCCAGUAAUGUCUGGUGUUGAUGCUUCUCUGUCUGAGGAGUUAACUAUUAGAAUCUUAUGUCCCUCUGACAGGAUUGGGCGUGUCAUUGGGAAGGGAGGGAGUACAAUUAAAAGUAUGAGGCAGGCAAGUGGCGCUCGUAUUGAUGUUGAUGAUUCCAAGGCUAAUAACGAGUGUUUGAUUAUUAUAACUGCAACAGAGUCGCCUAGUGAUGUGAAGUCCAUGGCAGUUGAAGCUGUUCUGCUGAUACAAGGGAAGAUAAGCGAAGAAGAUGAUACCUCAGUGUCAAUUCGGCUUCUAGUUCCACGCAAAGUGAUAGGUUGUAUUAUCGGUAAAAGUGGCUCAAUCAUAAAUGAAAUUCGGAAGAGAACCGGGGCUGAUAUUCAAAUCUCUAGAAGUGAUAAGCCAAAACGUGAAGAUGUCAGUGAUGAACUUGUUCAGGUGAGUGGUGCCGCUGAUUGUGUAAGAGAUGCACUAAUCCAGAUUAUCUUAAGACUCAGAGAUGAUGUAUUACUAUUGAGAGAAAAGGACAUUGCCCAUAAUUCUUCUACUGGCCAUAAUUCUUCUACUGGCGGUGAAUCCUUCUACUCAAGCAGUGCUGGUCUUUCAUUCCCAUCUAUGCUGCCUUCUUUUCCUUCUGUUGCUGCUCCACUGGUUUAUGAUCAGAGGGCUGAAGGUGCAACUGGCCUAGGCAUGCUUUCUUCCAGCAACUUGUAUGGAUAUGGAUCUUUGCCGAUGGUGGAAAAUGGCUAUGGAUCUAUAUCUUCAUACGCUUCCAAUCUUUAUGGAGGAUUGCCUCCUCCAUCAACUCUGGAUAUGUUGAUUCCUGCUAAUGCUGUUGGUAAAGUGUUGGGUAAAGGAGGGGCAAAUAUAGCAAAUAUCAGGAAGAUUUCAGGAGCAACAGUAGAGAUUUCUGACACCAGAUCUGGCCGUGGUGAUCGUAUUGCCCUAAUAUCUGGCACACCUGAACAGAAACGUGCAGCUGAAAACUUGAUCCAGGCAUUUAUCAUGUCCACAUGAAUUGUUAAAGUUCUUUCUGGGGCGGUUUUGAAGGUGAAAAGUUUAAUUCUUGAAGCAUGUCCAUAUUCAUCUCCUUAGUUCCACUAAGUUAGUCUGAUGGUCUUGGAAAGACAAACUUCUCCAGGGUUCUUAAACUCGGAUCCUGUUCUUCCAUAUCAGUGGCUAACAUGACUGUGCUUGAUAAUCCAUUUCUAGUUUUGUAUGUAGGAAUAAUAGUUCCAUUCCCUUUUAUUUUCUUUACCUACUCUCAUCUGUGUUUUAUCUUAGAAAUCUUGGAUCUGUCUGUCCUUUUGUAAUGUUUGUCUUUCACUACCGUGGAGUCAGCUCUAUUUCCAGAAAUUAUUUUCAGAGGAGAACCACGAAGCGGUUUUUAUUU